AUGAUGAUCAAAUGUGGUUUUUGGGAUAUUUUAAAUAAUAAUAAUUUAACUGUCGAGGCUAAAUCCAAUGCUGGUCGUGCAUUAGGCUUAAUUUGUCUUGUUUAUAAUUUCCCAUUGACUGUAUUAAAGAAUUAUAAUUUUGGUGAUAACAGCGAAGGGAAUAUUGCAUUUUUACAGCAUACAAUUAUGGAAUUAUGCACUGGUGAAUAUCAAAAUGUUUUAGGUAAAUUCAUGCAAUUAUCAACGUAUACAAGACUUUGUCGAAAUUGUCGAAUAUUUAUGCGUAAACAUUUGAUCAAUAAUAAUACAACCAAUGAGAAAUUUGACUCAAAUCUUAAAGCUAUUGUCACGAAACUUGUUUCAGAUAUGCGUGAAACAGAAACAUUUUAA
Schistosoma turkestanicum is the source of this 390-nucleotide messenger RNA. The record is from the annotation of a GenBank genome assembly. NCBI's taxonomy places the organism in Eukaryota, Metazoa, Platyhelminthes, Trematoda, Strigeidida, Schistosomatidae.